Salvelinus fontinalis (brook trout) is the source of this 5828-nucleotide messenger RNA. Its product is annotated as zinc finger protein 606-like. Gene Ontology annotation, molecular function: DNA-binding transcription factor activity; RNA polymerase II cis-regulatory region sequence-specific DNA binding. Bases 1 to 1821 code for a protein of 606 amino acids. The record is from RefSeq and is a predicted model, not a curated record. The transcript is spliced from 6 exons. Gene Ontology annotation, biological process: regulation of transcription by RNA polymerase II. Lineage: Eukaryota; Metazoa; Chordata; Actinopteri; Salmoniformes; Salmonidae.
AUGGCUAACUGUAUGGUUUUUCACACUCAAAUAGCCUCCAUUAUGGAGGUGCUAGCGAAUGCCGCCGUGGCAGAGAUCUGUAAACUCGUAGACGACGACUAUGCAGUGUUUCGUUUGGAAAUUUCUCAAGGCCAGAAAGAAAACAGGGGAUUGCGGAGGAAACUGCAGCUACUGGAACUGAAAGGGGCACGAGAGCGCGUUUUCGCCAGUCGUCCCAGUAGUGUCAAGAUCCUCGACCGGUACAGAGGAUUGGCAAGAGGUGAAGGACAUCUCACUCGAGGCCACAAGAGCUUUGUGAAGCCAGCGGGACACAAUACAUGGAGUGAUGACCAACCAAUCACUGUUGAUGAGGGGAGUGGAACCUCAAACCAGCACGUUAUCGUGAUAGAGUCUGCAGAUGCAGAGUCUGCAGGUCCUGGGGUUAAGCAGGAGAGGUCUGAAGGGGAGGAUGACCUACGGCACAGCAGAGAUCCUGUAGUCACGGAGGACCCCACCACUGCCCCAGCGCAGCCUCGUACCCGGCGCAGUAUCACGGAGGAGGAGGAGGGUCCAGAGGUGCUGCUGGGGAACCCUGAGGGGUCCAUGGUCAUGGAGGACAGCCAGACUACACCUCCUCCACAACCCACAGAGGAACCAGCUGAGCAGCACAAGACCACACACAGUCUCACUGAGUCAGCAGACAUGGAGGAUGGGAAGCCUGAUCUGCUGCUGGUCAAAGAGGAGACAAUAGAAGAUGGACCAGAGAGCAUUGAUCUGCUGAGUGGACUAAAGAUGGGAGAGCAAGGUGGUUGGCUGGAGACUAACAGAGCAGACUGGGUGGCCAUCUUGGAUUCCCAGACCGGUGCAGCCAAGGGCCCAGCGAACAACAUCACCGAGCAGGUCUGGACCAGAGGUGACAUAGUGGAGGUCAGGGGAUGGGACAGCGUCCUCAACUCUGGGCUGGGGAACAACACUGUUAACCACAACCAGAAACAGAUAGUCGAACACACAACGACAUCCGAACUUAGUCUCCAUGACAACAGACUGGCGGAAACCAGGGCGAGGCAUAGAUUUGGUCUGCGGGGACAGGAAAGUGAACGUAUGCGGCGGGAGAGUACAGACUUCGCUUACGAUGCUCCGUCCUGCUCCUAUAAUUGUGAUUCAGAGAGACUGAUGGUGCCUCAGGUUAACCCUCUAACAGGUGCUGCCUUCAGCCUGUCUUCUAUAGAAUCUGUCAACUGUAACAUGGACCCUGCGACAACACAGACACUCCCUGGCCUUCAUCCUCCUCACACUCUCCUAAUGUUAAACCAGACCUCAGACAAUGCCAGUGCCUCAACACUAAAUGGCUACACAAGCCCAUUGACAAAUGACAGUAGUGAAGACGGAAUCAGUAAAGGUGGCAGCACCAAAGAGAAGCGCUUCCCGUGUUCAUUCUGUGGGAAAGCCUUCAGUUUUCCCCAACAGGUGGAGAUCCACCAGAGGGUACACACGGGGGAGAAACAAUUUGGCUGCCACCUGUGCCGGGCCAGUUUCUCUCACUCCUUCAGCCUGAAGAGGCACCUGAGAGUCCACACAGGGGUGAAACCCUUCAGCUGUACCCAGUGUCACAUGCGCUUUGCCCAGGCUGGUCACCUGAAGAGGCACCAGAGGGUCCACACAGGGGAGAAACCCUACAGCUGUACGCAGUGUGAGAAGAGGUUCUCCCGCCAGGACCAGCUGAAGAUGCACCUGAAGGUCCACACGGGAGAGAGGCCAUUCGCCAGUACGCACUGCGGGAAGAGGUUAUCAGAGAGGAGCUACCUCAGGAUGCACCAGCAGAAAAAACAUUCCACUCUUUAACAUAAAAAGUAACCAUUCCCCUGGGUAGCUUCUGACAUUUAGAUCAAACCCGGCAUUAAAGACAAAUAUACAUUUUCAUUGUUGUCAGCAGAAAAGACCCACAGAUAACCCAUAGAUUUCAGUGUUGAAUAUUCCUGGGUAGAAUAUUUCAUCCAGACAUAUAAGGCAUAUCUACACUAACUUUCAAAAGUUUGGGGUCACUUAGAAAUGUCCUUGUUUUUGAUAGAAAAGCAAAAAGAAUUGUCCAUUAAAAUAACAUCAUGUUGGUCAGAAAUACAGUGUAGACAUUGUUAAUGUUGUAAAUGACUAUUGUAGCUAGAAACGGCAGAUUUCCUUUUAAUGGAAUAUCUACAUAGGCGUACAGAGGCCCAUUAUCAGAAACCAUCGCUCAGCAGUCUCAACGUCAACAGUGAAGAGGCGACUACGUGAUGCUGGCCAUCUAGGCAGAGUUGCAAAGAAAAAGACAGUAAGAAGGGCAAAAGAACACAGACCUUGGACAGAGGAACUUUGCCUAGAAGGCCAGCAUCCCGGAGUCGCCUCUUCACUGUUGACGCUGAGACUGGUGUUUUGCGGGUACUAUUUAAUGAAGCUGCCAGUUGAGGAAUUGUGAGGCUUCUGUUUCUCAAACUAGACAUUAAUGUACAUGUCCUCUUGCUCAGUUGUGGACCGGGGCCUCCACUACUCUUUCUAUUCUGGUUAGAGCCAGUUUGCGCUGUUCUGUGAAGGGAGUAGUACACAGCUUUUGGCAAUUUCUCGCAUUUCUCAGAACAAGAAUAGACUGACGAGUUUCAGAAGAAAGUUAUUUGUUUCUGGACGUUUUGAGCCUGUAAUCGAACCCACAAAUGCUGAUGCUCCAGAUACUCAACUAGUCUAAAGAAGGCCAGUUUUAUUGCUUCUUUAAUCAGAAUAACAGUUUUCAGCUGUGCUAACAUAAUUGCAAAAGGGUUUUCUAAUGAUCAAUUAGCCUUUUAAAAGGAUCAACUUGGAUUGCUAACAUAACGUGCCAUUGGGACACAGGAGUGAUGGUUGCUAAUAAUGGGCCUCUGUAUGCCUAUGUAGAUAUUCCAUUAAAAAGAAAUCUGCCGUUUCCUGCUACAAUAGUCAUUUACAACAUUAACAAUAUCUACACUGUAUUUCUGAUCAAUUUGAUGUUAUUUUAAUGGACAAAAAAAUGUGCUUUUCUUUCAAAAACAAGGACAUUUCUAAGUGACCCCAAACUUUUGAACAGUAGUAUAAGUCUAAAAAGUAUGUUACAUAUCGAGAUUUUAGGACUAUAAGGUUCUAUCUUCAAGAAGAUGAUUCUGAGAUAAUUGGCUUUACAUUUCUGAACCCUCAUUGGUUUGAAUGGUGUCAGCCAUUUUAUCUUGUAUUCUUUUUAACUAAACAACAUGAAUUGGGUUAUUUAGAGUACUAUAUAUGAACAGAACAAGGCUAUAUCAAUAACACAAUGUUUUUUUAAAAAUCGGAUAGAACCUUAUAGUCCCAAGCUCGCGAUUUUGUGUUUGUACCGGGGCAAAUCUGGUGUUUUUAGAUAGAAUGCAAGCUAUAUUAGAUCAAAUCCAGACAUUAACUUUUAUUCAGGGCAGGUGACCCAAAUUACACGUUCGAUAACAUUGACAGACGUAGUAAUAAAAAAGGCAAAUUUAGGGAGCCUUCAAAGAGCCUGAAAUAUGUAAUCGCUACAAAUAAUUUACAGGACACCAAGAGACUACUAUUCCCAAUUACCAAAGAUAAUUACUUUUUUUCUCAAAGUAAGAAAAAAAUGUAUUCCCAAAAAUGCACUAAACAAUUUAUUUGAUAAAAAAAUGUAUGAUAUAGUAAUAUCGGGUCAUUGUCUGGUAUCAUGCUUAAUUACACAAACAGAAAAUACACUUAGCGACAGAAUCUGUAGAAUGAACAGAGCGCAUCUUCUGGACCCGAAAUGUAUUAAAUAUGUAAACAAAAGAAUAAAAACCAUUACAAAUGUAGAAAUAGAGGACAAAGAAAAGCCGACCCCCAAUAUAAUUUGGGAAGCCUUUAAAGUGGAUAUUAGGGGACUGAUAAUCUCAUACUCGGCAAAAGUUAAAUCUGAUUUAGUGAUUUAUUUUUCUUAAAAUUGUAAUUUCUAUCUUAGAAAAAGCAGAUAAAAGUCUUUACAAGGUAAACAAGAAAAUGUAUCAUCUGAACUUGAGCAGGAAUACGAUCUUUUACUUUUGAAGAGAGCCUACAACUACAGGUUAAACUCAAAUAAAGUAUACUACUUAAUGGCAAAAAAAUCUGGUAACUAUCUCGCAGCUCUAACAAAACGCUACAUUUAUAUUUUAAAAGAUACAAAUGUGGUAAUUAGAAACGAUGCGAUUAAUGACCAUUUUAAAAGCUUAUAUGAAAAUUAUAUAAAUCAGAAUUAAACAACAAUUGGAUGGAUCCUAUAGCCUUAGACUCAAGAACCCUGAAGCAAUUAUCAGCAGAAGAAAAAAAGAAUCACUAAAAACAGAUCACUCAAAGAUAAAUAUUGGAUACUGUUAAAACAUGACUUUCCUAUUACAAUUCUAUUGAACAUUUUGGGGCAAAGUAGUGCACCUCUUUACACAAAUGACAACACUCGUCACUCAAUUCAGUACGACCUAGUUCCAUGUAUCAAACUGUUAUUUCAGUUAUAUUAAAAUCUGGAGAGUCCCAUGCUGAUUAUAGACCCAUAAGUUUAAUAAAUUGUGACAAAAUAAUAAUACUAAAGCUUAUAAGCAUUAGCAUGGCAAAAGUCUUACCAGACUUGAUACAUAUCAAUAAACAGGGUUUAUAAAAAUAGACACAAACAAAUACAACACGCAAAAAAACGAGAAAGAUUUAUCAAUAAUGGCUGUUGAUGCCGAAAAGGCUUUUGACCGUCUUAGAUGGUAUUUUCUAUUUAGAAGCUUUCAACUUUCCAGGUAAAAUAAUAUAUUUAAAUAAAUUAUAUCAAUAUCAUAAAUCAAAUAAAACAUUACCUGAUGAGAUUGCUUUAGAAAGGGGCACAAGAUAGGGAUGUCCUCUCUCACCCCCCUCCUGUUGACAGAAUUAAAAAGCAAUUUUGGACUGACCAAUGAGGAUAGAUUCAAAUACUGUACAUGCAACUAAAGUUACAUAUCACAAAAUGUUGAUUUGAAAUCUUUUGAACAUUGAGGGAAUCUUAUUUAAGUCAGAAAAGGAUGUUCAUAUGAUAGAUAAGAUAUACAAAACCUUACAGAGAGCAUAUCCACCUGACAAUCUCUUACUAUUGGAACCAAGACUUAAAAAGAACUGAUGUUGGCACAAGAUGGAGGGAAUGUUGGCGCAUAAAUGAUAUUACAGUUAAUUAACAAAUGUACGCUUAAUCCAGUAUAAACCAAUGGAUAUAAUUCAUUAUACAAGACACAAAAUUUACAAAUAACUCAAUAAUCCAUGCAUUCUGGGAAAGCUAUGAAGUCCAAAAGUUAUGGGCUGAGUUAGAAAAUUGGCUGUUAGAAGUAUUACAAUGUUAGUUUAAUUUUAAUCUGUCUGUCUGCAAAUGUCAAGACAACGGAUAUGGGGGUUUAGUGAGAUACCCAAUGGGCUGGACGAUUCUCUUCUCAUCUUGAAAAAAUAUAUACUAACAUCCUGGAAAUCAAUCAAUCCACCAUAAUUACACAAUCAAAUGAUUUAUUAUUGAAAUAGCAUGGGUGACCUAGAAAAACAAAUUGGUACAAUUUAAGGCCAAAGUAGCAAACAAUAAUGCAGGCAUUAGGGAUGGGGGUGUGCGCAUGUGGGUCUGGGCAGAUGAGCUGUAGUUGUUUUUUCUGUGCGUCUGUAAAUAUUUGUUCAUAUGUGUAUGUUUGUAUUUGGUGUGAGGGAAAAACACAAAAUGCACAGUGUCCUCACAGUAUUCACACCCCUUGACUUUAUCCACAUUUUGUGGAAGCAUGAAUUUAAAAUGGAUUACAUUGAGAUGUUUUGUCACUGGCCUAGACAAUAAUACCCCAUAAUGUUUUUUUUUUUUUAAAUGUUACAAAUUAAUAAAAAAUGAAAAGCUAAAA